This is a messenger RNA of Lolium perenne, 1974 nucleotides long. RefSeq lists its product as uncharacterized. The record is from RefSeq and is a predicted model, not a curated record. NCBI's taxonomy places the organism in Eukaryota, Viridiplantae, Streptophyta, Magnoliopsida, Poales, Poaceae.
AGGUCAGCGCUCAAACACAAUAGUCGUGAGCAACAAGACGACCAGUGCUUCAACUUCUUCUGCUUCAACUUUGCAGAUGGAGAGAGGCGACGGAGGAGCGGGGAUGGGGCAGCGAGGGGUGAUGCCGUCGUCUGCGGCCGCGGCAAUGCUGGGGAUGGAGAUGCACCUCUCCCACCAGCCGCAGCAGCAGUCGCAGAUGCACGCCAAUUCCGCCUUCCAGCAGCCGGACCACCACCACGUCGCCGGCGCCGGCUUCCAGCACCAUCAGCCCGUGCCGGUCAGGCAGCACGCACCGCCGUCCUACUCGUCCUCGCCAUCGCCAUACGCGGCGCCUUCAUCGAUGGCCGUCAAGGCGGGAGGGCACAAAGAGGACGAGAUGGGCAACGGCAACGGUGCUGGCGCGGCGCAGCAGCAGCAGCAGCAGGCUGGGACGGGGGCUUGCCCCUGGUCGCGGAUGAAGUGGACCGGUGCCAUGGUGCGGCUGCUGAUCACGGUGGUGUACAACGCCGGCGACGACGGGGAGGGUGUUUCUGCAGGAGGUAGGACGGCGGCGUCGCAUGGGAAGGCGGCGGCGCACGGCCAUGGCGGCCACGGGCAGCAGGCGGCGGCGCAGCAGAAGAAGGGCAAGUGGAAGUCUGUGUCCCGGGCGAUGACGGACAACGGCUUCAUCGUGUCGCCGCAGCAGUGCGAGGACAAGUUCAACGACCUCAACAAGCGCUACAAGCGCGUCAUCGACCUGCUCGGCCGCGGCAAGGCGUGCAGGGUGGUGGAGAGCCCCGCGCUGCUCGACGGCAUGGACGAGCUCACGCCCAAGGCCAAGGAAGAGGCGCGCAAGCUGCUCAGCUCCAAGCACCUCUUCUUCCGCGAGAUGUGCACCUACCACAACCCCGGGCCCGCCGCGGCAGCCUCGCACGGCAACGACGACGGCGCGGCCUGCUUCCACCACCCGAGGCCGGCGUCAAUCGCGCCCUCCGCUGCUGCUGCUGCAUCGUCUGCCGCUCGCCAGGUGGUCCACUCCUCCAUGCGCGCGGAGGUGGACGACGACGACGACAGCGAUGACAUCCGCAGCAGCAACGAGGUUGAAGAGGAUGACGACGACGAUUUGGACGACCGCGGCGGCCACAUUGAUGGCAGCAACCGCUUUCACCAACAACCCAGCAACGGGUACCACAAGCGCCGCCGUGAUGAGAGCGCGGCGGGUGCGGGGGAAGACGAAGAAGAGGCCGACGGGAACAGGCGCGCUCGUAGGAGGACGCGGGUGGCCGAGGAUGGGGCGUCCGCCCUGCAGCAGCUGCAGAUCGAGCUUGCCGCCGUGAUGGCGGCUGGCAGCGACCAGCAGCAGGUGCGACACUGGAUGCGACGGCGCGCGGUGGAGCUGGAAGAGCAGCAGGUCAUGUACGAGUCCUGCGAGUACCAGCUCAGGCGGCAGCGCCUCAAGUGGGAGCGCUUCCAAGCCAACAAGGAGCGGGACAUGGAGCGCCAGCGCCUGCGGAACAGCCGCCUCCGCCUCGAGGGCCGCCGCAUGAUGAUCAUGCUCCGCCAGAAGGAGCUCGACUUGGACAUGGCCGAGGCCAACUACUCCUCCUCCGUCGACCACCACACCGGCGCGCAGACCCCGCCGCUCGCCGCCUUCCACCAGCAGCUCGCAUCCAGCCCCUCUACCACCGGCCACCCCAACUAGGAACCAAACACCCAUGCAAACCUUUGCUUUAUCUUUCCAUUCCUACCAACCAGUACUAUAGUAGCUGCUUUAUCUUUCCAUUCCUAGCAACCAGUCUUUCCAUCCCUAGCAACCAGUCCUUUCCAUUCCUAGCAACCAGUACUAUAGCUGUCUCUCCUUUUAGUAAUUUUAGUAAGUACUAGUAAUAUGAUGAUCAAAGUAGAAUUAUUCCAGUUCUAGGUCGAGCAGGUGCGUGUUUAUGUCAGUCUGUGUGUGCCCGUGCAAUGUCAGAAACUCAUAGCAACAUCAUUUCA